Messenger RNA from Drosophila bipectinata, 5815 nucleotides. RefSeq names its product Ecdysone-inducible gene E1 (gene ImpE1). Gene Ontology annotation, molecular function: protein binding. Lineage: Eukaryota; Metazoa; Arthropoda; Insecta; Diptera; Drosophilidae. The record is from RefSeq and is a predicted model, not a curated record.
CAACAGCAACACAGCAACUUGGCAACAAAAAAAAAACCUUUUGGCAGGAAAGCACCAGAAAAAAAACAACAAAAACCAGAGGAAAAUACCGAAAUCCACCAAAAACAUACAAAAGCAGGGAAAAGACGACAGAGAAAAGCCUUCCCAGGGCAGCUUCUUGGAGCUUUAGAAGCGGCAUUGCUGCCGAAAGCAGCAACAGCAGCAGCAACAUCAACAAUCGAAACAUCAGCAACCAAAUCGAGAAAGCAACCUGCGAUCGCAAUGCUCAAUGGAAAUACUUUUACGGUUAAGCGGCUCUUAGCGCUGCUGAUCAUCUUCACAGUCGUGGACGCCAGUCGAGCCCUGGAAUUGGGCGACAAGUGCCAGCAUGACAUGGACUGUACGGAUUUCAUCAAGGGCAGCAGCUGCUCCGCCCUGGGUUACUGCGAGUGCGCCCCCUACUUCGUCCAGUUGAAUUCCAAACGCUGUUUGUCAUCCCAGCUACUUGGCGGCGACUGCCAACUGAGCGAACAGUGCUCGAUGAAGGUGGCCAACAGCAGUUGCCUGGACGGAGCCUGUCGGUGCGUCGAGGGAUUCUUGCAGUUCCGCAAGCACACCUGUCUGGGACCUGCCCAUCCUGGCGCCGUUUGCUACAGCCACGCCCACUGUCAAAUGUUCGAUACCCGCACCCAUUGUGACUUCCUGAUCCCGAAUCUCUUCGGACGCUGCCAGUGCACGAGUCCGGCCAAGAUGGUGGGUGGUCUGUGUGUCGCCCCAGCUGCGGAUCAGGAGGAGCAGGCCGUCGAGAAGGUGGAACUACCAAGCAGCACUACAACCUCAACUACUACAACAACGACGAGGAAGACCACCACCACUACGACAACGACAACUACACCCGCACCCACCACCACAAGAACAACGACCACGACAACUGCUGCUCCCAUUCUUCUGGAGGAUGAACUACCGGCCAGUGUGGAGGAGCAGUCGCUGGAGGAGGACGACGGUGAGGCCACCAAGCUAAGACCCGAGGUCUCCGAACUGGAUAACGGCGAGAAACUGGAGGCCGUGGACAUGGCCCACGAGGAAACCGAACUGACGCAACAGCAGUUGCAGGAGGAGGAGCAAAAGCACCAGGAGGAGCAGCAACACCAGGUGGAGGCAGAACAGCAGGUGCCAGAGCAGCAAACCUCUCCGGAUGCCACCACUGGAGUCCAGCAGCUACUCACGCCCGCAGACGUGCCCACUGAGAAUGCCAUUGCUGUGGAGCAAGAAACCGAAGUCGGACCCACCGAGGAUUACCCCUACAAGAUCGAUGAGGAGUAUCCCGAGGAGCACGAUAACAACAAGCCAGAACUAACCGAAGAGCAGCCAGAACACCAGCCAGAAGAAUCACCUGCAGAAGCCGAGGAAUUAGAGGCUUCAGGGGGCCAAGAGAUCGCCUCAUCGCCCAUCGUCGACGACACCAUGAAAUUCGAUUAUGAAACGCCUGUCGAGGAGCCAGAAAAGGAAAAGGAGGUGUUGCCGCCGACUAAUGAGGAGGUGGUGCCCAUUGAUGCCGAGAGCGAGACCAAUGCCGAGGAUGCCCCCACUGAGCCCCAGAUCCAGACGCAGCAGCUCGGCGACGCGAUUGAGGAGGAGGCCGAGCCCGAGACAUCCCAGACAGUAGCCGAUGAAGAACUGAUCCCAGUCGAAACCGAAAGUGUGACGAAGGCAACCGAAGCUCAAGUUGAAGAGGCGGAGCAGUCGGAGGAUCUGGCUUCGGGGGAUCAUGAGUUGGAAGUGGAGCCACCCAAGCCCGAAGAGACACUGAAGAUCGAAGAGCCAGCCCAGGUGGCGUCGGAGAGUGAAAGCCAGGCCGUCGAGUUUGUGAAAAAACCAGAGGAGCCACAGUCGGAGCCAGAGCCAGAGACCGAAAUAGAAAAAGAAAAGGAGCAGCCGGCAGCAGCUACUGAAGCCGCAGAAGUGGAGCUGCCAGUUGAGGAAGAAGAAACCAAGCCAGAGAUGGUGUCUGAAAUCGAUCAGGCGGAACAAAGCGCCGACAUCAAGCCGACAAGUGGCGAAGAUGAUUUAAAUGAAGCCAAUCAAUUAAAUGAAGACCAAGUCACAGAGGCGGCAGCUGAGACGUCUGAGCCGGAGGAGGUGGACGAAGAAAAAGAGCCCGAACAGGUGGUGGAAAUCCAUCAAGAUGCAGAUGAAGCCACAACAGAGAAACCAGUCCAGGCUGAUGAAGAGGUGGAGUCCGAAUCGGAUUCAAACGCUGACUUGGAGAAAGAGGAACCGGAGGCGGCGGAGGCAAUCACCGAAGCGGAGCACGAACAAUUGACAUACCCAACAAAUGAUGAUGAAUUGGCGCCAGUGGAAAGAGAACCAGAGCUGACCACAGAGGAACCAGAACUCGCUGAGAUAACCACAGAGCUGCCAGAAGAUCAUGAUCAAGUGAAAGAGGAGCAGGAGCAUGAGCCCGAGAAGGCGGCUGAGGCAGAGGUAGAGAAAGAGAUUCCGCAGGUGGAGGAGCAGCCGGUGGAGGAGCCGGAGGAGGAGGAGCAGCAGGUGGAGUCGGAGGAAAAUGCAAAUGCAAUUAAAACGCCUGAAGUGUCGGAAGCAAUUGCAGAGCCGCAGGCAGAGAAUGAGAUCGAAGCCGUGACCGAGAAAGAGAUAGAUCAAGAGCCACAGACAGAGACAGAAGCGGAGACAGAGACAGAAUCAGCUUCAGAGAUUGAGGAACAGCAACCUGUAGAGGCAGCUACCGAGAAGAUACCAGAAGAAAUACCAGAAGUGGAGUCCGCCGAUGAUGAGGUGUCGGAGGCACACCCUGAGCCCGAAGAGCUGCCAAUUAAGAGCGAAUCAGAUAUCGAACCGGAAGCCACCACUGAGGCGGUGAUCGUACCAGAAUCUCAGCCAGAAACGGAAUCUGAGGCACAAAAAGAAGAACAGGCCAGUGAAAGUGUCCAAAUUCCGGAGGAGAUUGCUGAACAGCACGAUGAAGUGGAAGUGGAGAAAACCGAAAACGACAACAUCAUCCAAGGAGCGGAGCCCAAUGAGGAACAAGAUGUAAUCCCAGAACCAGAGGUAGAGCAAUCGCCCUUGCCAGAAGUCCAGGAUGACCAUGAGACGCUCGAAAAGGUUGAAGAUCAGGAACAGACCGAAUCCGAUUAUUCAAACGUUGGACAAGUUCAGGAAGAGGAAACCACUCCUGCCAUCGCUGAAGCGGAAGAAUCUGACAAAGUGGAGUCCACACUGGCUCCUGAGCUGGUGGAGGCACCCAGUGCCAUCGUCAGCGAUGAACAGGACGAGGACCAGGAUCACCAGAACUUCCAUGAAAGCGAAAGCAUUGCCGACAUUCUCAGCGACCUGAUGUUGGAGGGCGACAGCACCGUGCCCCCAGUUCCAUUUGGCGAGCAACCAGCCCAGACAGUUCCCAUGGUGGAGGCGAACUCCGAGAACGAGGAGGAGCAGCCUCAUGGCGCCAUUUCCGAUCUCCAAGCUGAGGCCGAUGAAACCCACGAUCAUGUGGCAGCUGAGGAGCCAGCGGAACCAACUAUUCCUGAACUGUUUGCCGAGGCAGCCAAUGAUGAGGAGUCGGAGCAAGAGGAGGAGCAGGUGACCCCCGCUCCAGAACAAAUUGAGGAAGAAGAGAAGCCAGUUGAACAGGAAGAACAUCAAGAGGAGAUCCCCAAGGAGGAGGAGCCCGCUAAGGAAGAAGAACCAGCCAAGGAAGAGGAGCCUGCCAAUGACGAGGAACCUGCCAAGGACGAGGAACCUGCUAAGGAAGUGGAAACCGAAAGUAUUCCCGAAGAAGCCACCACCGAAAAGGUAAUUGAAUCCGAAUCCGAGGACGAACACAGUCUGUUGCCCGAGGAACUGCCCUUCGACUUCGACGAUCACUCUGGCGGCAUCCGUGUCAAUGAAUUGGAAUCCGAUAGCCUGGUCCUGGAAUCCACCACCACGAUCGAUGGUCUACAAGAACUGGAAAGCAACCACAUCGAGCCAGUGGAUGAGGAUGAGGCGCCACAGGCUGCAUCCCACAAUACAGUUCACGAAGAGGCCACUCCGAAUCCUGCGGAUAUUGUAGAGAUCACCACCCAGACCAUGCUGGGCUUGGCCAGUCGUGUAACCCUCAUGGAGCCAGCUGCUCCCGUUGUGACCACUCUUAUGCCCCUGAUGACAUCCGACGAGCCCACACCGGAGCCCGUUGCUCCUGCUGUCAUUGUUCCAGUGAGCAAGCCAGGCUCGGAGCUGCGCAAACGUGUGGAUCUGGGUCUGGAGGCGGUGUCCCUGGGUCUGGCCUGCAGCAGUGAUCGGCAAUGCCAGUUGGCUGAUCCCCAUACCGUGUGCAAUGGACGUGGAGUUUGUGACUGCGCAGCUGGAGGUGAUCAAGGAGAGCAGUGCAGUGCUGAAAGAACCGGAUGCAGUCCGGGCACCUUCCAGUGCCGUUCGAGCGGUGUGUGCAUCUCCUGGUUCUUCGUGUGCGACGGACGUGCGGACUGCAACGACGCCUCCGACGAGGAGUGCACCCACAAUGCCCGCCUCAACCAGACCUGUCCGACGGAGUCUUUCCGCUGCCAGCGCAGUGGCCGCUGCAUCUCCCGGGCGGCCUUGUGCGACGGUCGCCGCCAAUGCCCGCAUGGCGAGGACGAGCUGGGAUGCGACGGCAGCGUGCGGGGCGGCAACGCCUGCCCGGAGCACACUUUCCGCUGCGGCAGCGGCGAAUGCCUGCCGGAGUACGAGUACUGCAACGCCAUCGUCUCCUGCAAGGACGGCAGCGAUGAGCCGCCACACCUGUGCGGAUCCCGGGCCAUGCCCAACCUGUUCAUGCGCCUGAUCGAGGCGGGAGGUUUGUUGAGAGGCGGCGAACGGAGGGAGGCGGACGCUUACUGCCCGCACCGCUGCAGCAACGGCCUGUGCCGUUCCACCGCCAUCGUCUGCUCCGGAAGGGAUGGGUGCGGCGAUGGCACCGACGAGCAGACCUGCGCCGUGUGCCGUUGCCCCGCCCCAACUGCUGCCAGCCUGCCCGUUUAUCUGGCCCGGCAACGCCCCAUGCCCCUGUGGUAGGCGGGACUUGCCACACCACAGAUUAUGGAUCCACCAGGCAGCGCAGACUGACCAAGGAUUUGCCAGACUUUGUUUUCCAGGACCCUUCCACAACUCUAUCGCUUUACCCAAUCCAACCACAUUCGAAACGAUUUUGCUUAGCAUUUAAGUGGAUAUUUACAAUUUUAUUUAUUUAUUUAUUAUGACUUUAGCUGUGCCCGAGCCACGCCCAAUUGCCACCUUGCUAUCAAAGGCGGACCAACCCGUUGGGCCCCCUUUGAGCCAGUGAUGUUUGUCAAUUGAGUGCCACUGGGCGCAUCCCUAAGCCACAUCCACACGAAAACACUACACAAACCACUCAAUUCGCCCCCAUUUCGACUAUUUAUUCUACUCAUCCUAAUCCAUUAAACUAUUUAUUUAUCCCCACAAGAAAACACGAAAAAAACAUACAAACAAAAAAAAUAAUAAGAAACACUCAAAAAUGUAUCUUCAUGUAGCUUAGUUUUAUGAAAUUUUCUAAUUUAUUACAUAAUAUUAUUGGCCAGGAAAACCAGUAACGAUGAUGCAUUUCUAUCGAUUAAUAUUUUGUAAAUAAGAGUAAACGUGUUCGUUGUACAUGAUAAAACCACAAUGCCUAUAAAGAAUCGUAGGUUAUAUAUGUGUAACCUAGCACAGAUCCGAUCAUAUCCCUAUAUAGUUUAUUAUAUGUAUGAACGUGCGGGGAGCCCUCGCACACUUUUCUCAAAGUCAAGACGCAUCACAUUAAAACUAAACGACAAAAAAAUAAAACAAAAAUGAAAUGACA